UGGCGUGUUGUUGAAACCAGCUUCACCAAAGUUCCUAAAAGCAGCAAGAGAGAGAAACAGAACCGAAUAAUAAGUUACAAUACAAAACCAAAGAGUGCAAAUAAAUAAAUUCAUUAUUUCGCCAUUUUCACUCAUCUCACAAUCACAACAACAAAAUUUAGAUGAACAAUUUUCACCUUAGGUUUUUGUUUUGAAAUUAUCUGAAUGAUUCGAGGUUGAUGGAACGAGAGUUAAUUUGUUCAACUUUGUUGAUGGAUCUAGAUUAGUGAAUCUGCGAAGAUUGAAGAAUAGUUUGUAUAUACAUAUUAUUUAUCCGCAGAAAAGAUUCAAAAUGAGUUGGAACCCGCAUAUGGAAGUCCAUUACAAUAACAUCAGCUAUCCCUAUAAUACGGCAGGAAGUUUUAUCGAAUAUUUUGAAGGCCUCACCUAUGAACAUGUUAACUUCAUUUUUUCGGGUGCAUCACAUGCUCAGGAGAGUCCGUACCCUUCAAAUUCAAACUUUUACAAGUUUGGACUAUCGGAACCUGAGAAUACUUCAUACUACCGCUACAAUCAUGGUUAUGAGGUAAAUCAUCAUGAACCACUAAUGGAUGAGUAUAGGAGGCCUUUAGAAAACUCCUCAACAAUCAGUGAACAGACCCUGGCUGGAAGCACAGAAUGGGGUGAAGAUGGAGACGCUGAUGCACAAGACAAUUCUAUUGAAUGCCCACGAAGACAUCAUAGUAAUUCCAAUGAUUCUCAGGUCAUUUGGCAAGACAAUAUUGACCCCGACAACAUGACCUAUGAGGAAUUACUUGAACUAGGUGAGGCCGUUGGAACUCAAAGCCGUGGUCUCACCCAAGAACAGAUCUCCUUGCUUCCAGUUUCGAAGUUCAAGUGUGGGUUCUUCUUGAGGAAGAAGUCAAGGAAUGAACGAUGUGUGAUUUGCCAGAUGGAAUAUAAAAGGGGGGACAAGAGGAUCACUCUGCCAUGUAAACAUCUAUAUCAUGCUAAUUGUGGGAACAAAUGGCUUAGCAUUAAUAAGGCAUGCCCUAUAUGUUACACAGAAGUAUUCGCCGACAAAUCAAAACAAAAAUAACGGACCAGAGCGUGUAACUGGCAGAUGUUUCUGUUUCUUCUCAAGGUUGGGGUUUUUUUCAUAGAAAUACACUUAUUUGUCUUUCUCAUAGCAAGAUAAACAAUUUGGUUGGGUUUAGUUGAAAUACAUAGAGUAGUAUCCCAAAGCUUUAUAAAGUAUAUGGAUAUGCAUCAUGGUUGUGUUGGAGAGGCUGGAUUAUGGUUUGUUUUUAUUUUAUUUUUCUUUUAUACAGUGUGUUAUGAAUUAUGAUUUCACGCACUUAUUAUCACCAGCUGCUGAUACAGUGUUUGUGUUAGAGAGCCUGGAAUAUGAAAUAUGAAUUCAUAAUUUUUACUAAA
Molecule: messenger RNA, 1416 nt
Organism: Trifolium pratense (red clover)
Lineage: Eukaryota; Viridiplantae; Streptophyta; Magnoliopsida; Fabales; Fabaceae
Product: E3 ubiquitin-protein ligase BIG BROTHER-like
Exons: 9
Coding region: 332-1078 (248 amino acids)
Biological process (GO): negative regulation of organ growth; protein ubiquitination
Molecular function (GO): ubiquitin-protein transferase activity; ubiquitin conjugating enzyme binding
Source: RefSeq, a predicted model, not a curated record